Molecule: messenger RNA, 2763 nt
Organism: Haliotis rubra (blacklip abalone)
Lineage: Eukaryota; Metazoa; Mollusca; Gastropoda; Lepetellida; Haliotidae
Product: FAST kinase domain-containing protein 5, mitochondrial-like
Exons: 7
Coding region: 86-1924 (612 amino acids)
Source: RefSeq, a predicted model, not a curated record
UUAUUCCGACAUUUCUUUUCAGCAUUGCAGAACAAGCCUGCAGCAGUAGUCCUGUGCACCUGUUGUAGACAUCAACUCCUGCAGUAUGUUGGCACUAAGGAACAUCACCAGGGUGACCAGCAGGGGUCUGUUUCCUACCAACAUCUGUUCACCUAGUCUUAGACAUGCCUCAGUGUCUAACAAGCAGCGCACAGGGAAUGACAGGUUUGAGAGGAACCCAGUACCUUUCCGAGUGGCCAACAAAAUAUUAACAUUUAUGAAGAGACGAUCAAUAAUGGCAGAUAUGAACAAAACAUUAAAUGCGACAUCCAUGAAUACAGUGACUGAAAAGGAAUGGAACAGUGAAAUUCAAGAUUUGAAGAAAACUUUGUCAGGUGGACAUGGUGUGGAGAAGGGAUUCAGCACUCGUAUCAGUGAUAUCGGGCUCGACAAGUCGUUACAAGUUGCAGAUCUAUAUGUUUCUCAUAAUUACAUGGAAGUAAUGUUUCUGCCCAGACUGUUUGACUAUGCACUGCAUGCAGACUUCAGUGCUUAUCCUCCCAAAACUGUUGUCCAUUUAAUGUACUUUGUGUAUUUCCAUGGGAGAGCACCAUCAAUGCUUUUUAAAAAAGUCGAAGAUUAUUUGUCAAAUAAUCUUGAAUUGUUACACAUCAAUGAUAUAGGAUUAAUUUGUCUAGGAUUUUUUCGAGGCAAUGUGCGAAUAUUGUCUUACGAGCUACUUGAUAGAAUCAGUCAAAGACUAGUAGAUCAACUUGAAUUUGUGGAAAAAAAUAUGUUGAUAAAUAUAACCAAAGUGCUGUCCCAUUCAAGCUUUUUUAAAUUCAGUUUCUUUCAAAACUUUGCAGACAAAAUACUGACUGUUUCGUUCAUUGAAACAACAAUUAAUCCUUCAGUUUUGAUGCAUAUUGCAUCUUUUUAUGCAUCAGCGUCUGUGUAUCACAAACCACUGACCCAGUCUUUGAUGUCCGCAUUUGUUAGACUUUGUACACACAGUGACUUAAAGGUGAAGCCUAGAUCUAAAGACAUCGCUCAGUUUGUGAAGGCAAUGGGGAUGUUAUGUCAUGAACCAGUCAGUGAGAAGAUGACCUACAUGAAACUUGUGGAAGCUUACAAACGUUUCGAAGAAGAACGAACCCACCCUGAAUCUCUGGCAGACAUGUUGCACGGCUUGUCCUACCUCGGAAUACUCCCAACAGACAUGCUGGAUAUGCUGUUUCACCCGGAAAAGGUCAACCUCUUAAAAGGUCCCAGACGGUCAAAAGAACUGCAGCUUCGCCUAGUGAGCAACAUUGUGUUGAUCGAGUGCCCUGACUAUGCCGGGUUGCAGCAGGCUUGGAACGUGGCUCAGGAGUUUAAUGCCCAGGGUUGGAGAAACUUCCAGCAGGAGAUAAAUAUUCGCAGAGGCUUCAAGGAAAUACACAAGUCACUGGCCAACAUGCUGGGUGCAGAUCGAGUCAAGGCGGACUAUAUCCUGCCACACUACAGAAGUGCAAAUAUUGAACUGAGACUUGAUGCCUCAAAUCAUCCAAUAAAGACAGGGGACUAUGACAAUCAAGACCCUUGGAAUGUGCAACCCCUUGACACCAAGCAUGGCAGUGAGCCUAGUGUAACACAACACAAGAUCGCCAUAGAGCUUGGGAGUAUUCGACAGUUCCUCUCGUCAGACAGCCUCUCUCUUGAUGCCACCACUCUCAAGGGUUUGCCAGUCACCAGCAGUAACCAGGCACACCAUGUCAAACUGAAUGGGCACAACCAGACCAAAAUGAGAAAUCUGAACCAACUCGGAUACAAAGUAAUUAUGCUCCACCCCCACGAGGUAAAUGAGCUGGCGGACAUGAAGGAGGAUGAGCGCCGGAGGGUUCUGUGUGAACGACUCCACAAAGAAACGGGAAUGGACGUUCAGGUGUGUCAGAUGGAGUCCUGACAUCAGUGGAUGCCAAUUAGGUGUGUAAGGAAGAGUCAAGAUCCUCAGGACAACACAACACCAAGGUUCAUGGUGGGCACCCUGGUCUGCAGAUGGAGUCUUCACUCUUGGUACAAGCCUUAGUGGUUGACAUUCAGGUGUGGAUGGAAGAGUCAAGAUCCUCAGGACAACACAACACCAAGGUUCAUGGUGUGAGGGUUCUGGUCUGCAGAUGGAGUCUUUACUCUUGGUACAGACCUUAUUGGUUGACAUUCAGGUGUGGACGGAAGAGUCAGAUCCUUACACCAAGGUUCAUGGUGAGGGUUCUGGUCUGCAGUUGGAGUCUUUACUCUUGGUACAGACCUUAUUGGUUGACAUUCAGGUGUGGCUGAAGUGUCAGAUCCUCGGAACAGGCAACACCAAAGUCCAUGGUGGAUGUUCAGGAGUGCAGAUGGUGUCCAAAUCCCAGGUGAUCUGAAUCCAGAUCCAGGUGAAAUGUUAUAUAUGGAACUGUAGUAGACUUCCUCUAUCUCAAGCCUGAUGAGACGCACAGAGGCUUUGACGCAAAAAAUGUGCAUAAAGGUAUAUACUGUCACUGAUAGGGGUUUUGCAGUAUAUAAAAGGAUCCUUUUGCGUUUUUUUGGCAUUACAAGCCCCCUGCAAAGGGACAGACAUGUACGAGAUGUGACAUUUGAGAUUGAGGACGUCUACGGUACAGUAAUUUGUGAUACUGAUUUCACCAGCUGUUUUAUUACAAGUGGUUGUAUGAUAACUGUUUUCAGCAGCCAGAGUUUCACGUCACUUGGCAGCUGGACUAAUGUUGUAUCUGUGAUACUGUGAGUGUGUUUCUGUGUAGAUGG